Messenger RNA from Cucumis sativus (cucumber), 1660 nucleotides. RefSeq names its product stress-induced-phosphoprotein 1. The record is from RefSeq and is a predicted model, not a curated record. The transcript is spliced from 8 exons. Bases 235 to 1230 code for a protein of 331 amino acids. NCBI's taxonomy places the organism in Eukaryota, Viridiplantae, Streptophyta, Magnoliopsida, Cucurbitales, Cucurbitaceae. Gene Ontology annotation, molecular function: Hsp90 protein binding.
AAAAAGAAAGUAGAAUUGCGAACUCCCACCUUUAUUCAUCUGGGAGCAUUCCGCAUUAGUUUCUACCCUUUCUGCAGUUCACGAAACAAAAAGACUUGGAAUUUCGGAUUGUUAAGAAAGGAAACGACGACCGGAGGAUUCUGCCCUUCCGGUGGACUGAUUUCCCUUUCUUUUUGUGUAGUUUCUGUUUGCGCCACCAAUUUCAGUGCACGCAAAUUUGAACACUGAGUAACAAUGGCGGAAGCAGAGACAGGAUCAGCUACCGGUAACAGUGGGGGAGUGCCGGAACCGUCGCUUAAAGACAAGGGCAAUGAGUUUUUUAAAGCCGGGAACUAUCUCAAAGCUGCUGCACUUUACACCCAAGCUAUUAAACUAGACCCGUCAAAUCACGCUCUUUAUAGCAACCGUGCUGCUGCAUUUCUUCAUCUAGUUAAGCUUAACAAAGCACUUGCAGAUGCUGAGAUGACAAUUAAAUUGAGCCCACAGUGGGAAAAGGGAUAUUUCAGAAAGGGAUGCAUAUUGGAAGCCAUGGAAAAAUAUGAUGAUGCUUUGUCUGCAUUUCAAACAGCCUUGCAGUAUAAUCCACAAAGUGCAGAAGUCUCAAGAAAGAUUAAAAGGGUUUCACAAUUGGUGAAAGAUAAAAAGAGGGCACAAGAAGUGGAGAAAAAGAGAUCAAAUAUAGAUAUGACGAAACACUUGGAUAAGCUGAAAUCUGAACUGUCUGAAAAAUAUGGCUCAGAAGAAUGCUGGAAAGACAUAUUUUCUUUUCUUGUUGAGACUAUGGAGGCUGCUGUUAGAUCCUGGCAUGAAACGUCUAAUGUGGAUGCUAAAGUGUACUAUCUUCUCGAUAACGAAAAGACGGACACUGAAAAAUAUGCUCCAGUCGUAAACAUUGAUAAGGCAUUUGAAUCACCCCACACGCACAGUGACUGUUUUCAAUUUUUGAGGAAAUAUGCUGAGGAUUCAGUCUCCCGAGCAGCAUGCUUAGUAACUCCCAAAAGCUUGAUAUCUUACCCACAGGUCUGGAAGGGUCAAGGUUCAAGAAAAUGGAAGCAUGGGCAGCAUGAUGGUUUCUUUGUGCAGCUCGAAACCCCUUCCUUAAGAAAGCUAUGGUUUGUUCCUAGUUCUAGUGAACUGGGACGACCAUUGUGCCGGGAUCCUGAGGUUCUGGAUAUUGCUGCCCAUGAAUUACUACCGCGCAUAUUUAAAGAAAAGCUGCUAAGCACUUAGAUCCAAUAGUAGCCAGAAAUAGGUUUGAACUUUUCAUACCAUCGUAACUUUUUUUCUGAAGAGCACGCUAUCGACAAAGCUCCGUACAUCUUCCAUUACUCCAAGUUUAGAAGGCCGUUUUCAAAAUGUUUGCAAGUAUUUCACAUUCAUAACAUGGCUACACAUACAUAUUGAAUCUCUGGGUAGUUUGAAAAUUGAGACAUGAUUUGGUUUUUUCAGACCAUGGAGAUUCUUUGUUGUACGAUUUCUUUCUUGUUUUGUAGUGUUGCUGAGUGCUUUAGUCCUUUGAGCUUUUCUUAGAUUUCAUCAGGUUUUGUGUUAAACUUACAUCUCAAGAAAGACAUCUUUUUUUGGUCUUGUAGUUUGUAAAAUGGAAUGGAUCUCUGUUUUUUGUUUGCUUUAGAUAAAUUGUCCUUGCCCAUUUAUUAUA